UCAGAAAUAUAUGGCAUGUAACCGCUGCAGCCAAUCACUGGCUUCAGAGGUAUAUAGCACGAGACUGCUGAAACCAGUGAUUGACUGCACCAGUCACGUGCGGUAUACGGGCAUGUCACCAAUUCAGUCAGGAGAACAAAGCCUGGUGAGAAAGACAGAAAAGGGACAAUGGAACAGGGGAGGUGGAAUGGCAUCGAGGAAGGUUUUGAGUUGACCAUGAAGUUUCCAUUCAACCCAAAAUUAGGGAUUGAUAAUCCUGCUUUGUGUCUCGGAGAAGAUCCAGGGACAAAUCCAGAGCCGGAAGCUCGAGCAUGUGUGCUGAGAAAAGACGCUAACGACACAUUUGGAUUCCAUUUGCGGAUGGAGGUAGAUCGAGAUGGCCAUAUUAUACGUCAAGUUGUUCCCGGAGGACCAGCUUAUCUUGCAGGACUAAGAAAUGGAGACCAAUUGUUGCAGAUCAACGGGGAAUACGUGCAUGAGCAGGAGCACAUCAAGGUGGUUCAGAAGGUAAAAGCGAGCGGCUCCCGCUUGUCACUAACCGUUCUUGAUGAAGCCGGCUAUGAGAAGUUACGUGCUGAUAAAACGUCACCAGUAUCCUUCCUGACUAAUUACAUCCCGGAGUCAUGCCCCAGGCCAAAACUCUGCCUCGUCCGGAACGAGGGGAAAGGCUUUGGGUUCACCGCCAGCGCCACGGGUGGUGUCCGCGGCACGUUUCAGCUCACGGUUGACGAUGGAGGAGCUGCACACAAAGCUGGUGUUCCUCAAGGAGCUCGACUUCUUGAUGUUAAUGGAGAAAGUACUGUGAGCUUCACAAUGAGCCAGCUGUCUAAAAAGUUACAACAAAGCGGCUCUCGCGUAGUCCUACUAGUUCUGGAAUCAUCUGCAUGGGCCGAGUAUGAAUCUCGAGGGGUAACACCAAGCAUAGUGCUUGCUGAUACAUCUUCCUUACCCUACAAACCACGAAAGCUUCACUUGGUGCGAUGUCCACAGGGAUAUGGUUUUCUUUUAAGGCAAGAGAAAUGUUCAGGAGGACAUGGGCAGUUUCUGCGGGAGCUGGACCCAGGACUGCCAGCAGAAGUUGCAGGAAUGCGUGAAGGAGACCGUCUAUUAGGAGUGAACGGACAGAGCGUGGAGGGGCUGGAGCACGAGGAUAUUGUCAGCCUGAUUCAGGAAAGUGGAAAAAAAGUCACCCUGCUUGUCAUCAGCAACGAGGGAGACCGAUUUUACAAUGAGAUCGGAGCUUCACCGCUGCUUUUUUAUGAAGAGAAGAAUGGAGACAAAGUUUCUGAAGUGGAUACAUUAAUACAGAGAGGAUCACCCUCCCCCAGUGCCACACAGGUGGACGAUACAAUAUCACAUGCACAGACAGAGAGAGAAAGUAAAGCAGCACAGAGCAGUGAGGAAUAAUCGGAGGAUUUAUAUGGAGGACACUGAGCUUCUUCUUCUUGGAUAAUGACCUUCCCGUCCUCUGUGGUCCGCUUCUUCUGCUCCAUUAUGAAAUGAGCCCAGUGUUUGUACAGCAGGACCCUGCACUUUAUAUCACAUGAUCCAAAUCUAUACCGCAGCAUACCUACUUCCCCACUUUAUAAUAUUCUUUCUUAUAAUUUUUAUAAAAAAGUAAAAACACUAAAUGUAAUUUUUAAGCAUCUCAUUACCUGUGCACAUUAUUAUAUUAUAUAUCUUGCUUUUGUGCAUACAAUUUGUGUUACAGCUUAGGAAUUACAAGCUGUACUUCAAGAUGAUCACAAUGGGGCAGAUUUACACAUUCUGUUACAGUAAGACAGUGUAAAUUUAAAGGGGUGCUUCAGGCAGAUGCCCCAGCGUGGCCGGACCUGCGGAGAGAAUCAUACUUACCUGUACUACUGCUCCAGGUCUCUGGUCUCCCCAAGUGAGCAUCAGGGUUGACGCUGGUCAUGUGGCCAUUGCAGCCAAAGUCUGGCCACAGCGGUGACGUGUCCCUUAUGUGUCAAGUCACCACUGCAGUCAGUCAUUGGCUGCCGCGGCCAUGUGACCCGCAUCAAAUUAGAUGUUGACAAGGGGAGACUGGCGAUUUGCAGCAGCCGUGGGGGAGCAAAGGAGCCGGAACCCAGCAACAGGGAUCAGGUAAGUAUGAUCAGGUCUGGCCAUGCUGGGGGGUCUUCCCAAAAGACCCCAGAGGGUGAACUAUCCCUUUAAUAAAUAAAUAAAAAAUCACAUUAAGGGGAGUGAAUAGAACACUUACGUGGUGACCUCAGUUUCAUCUUAUUAGCUGCAGAUCCAUCAAUACCUGGGUUCCAAGAUGGCCACAUUGCUUCUCAGACUGCCUAAUGCACACCGUACAUUUAUUAGCCCAAAACACUCCCUACUAGCUUUGGAUUGGCCAGAAUUGCUCACGUGAACGGUGCUGGCCAAUCCAAGAGCAGGGUGCACCAAUCUGAGAAGCCAUCCAUCAUGGAAGACAGAAGUGGUGCCAGAGAAGGAGCAGAUCUGCAACUCAAAGAUGAAGAGGAAGACACCAGGUAAGUGUUCUAUUCCUUCCCAGGUAAUGUGGGGUCACUUUAAGGCUCCGUCACACAGGCCGAUGCACAGGCAAUUAUCCUGAAUGAUCUGAAUGUUCCUGAUAACUGUCUGCUCAUCAACUCCACUGAAUGGGGCUCAUGUUCGUCAUACUCGUACUCCUCAUACUCGCCUGCUCUGUUCCGCCAUCUUCCACUUCACAGCCUGUAACCUUUUGCACGGAGUCACGUACACCCCUGCAACCAAACUGGUUUCAGCGGUGGGGAGCAGAUGAGUAUGAUUUUUUUCAUUAGGUACAAGUAAAUAAGUCUGGAUUGCCCCUUGAAAGAAAAUUCUAGGGGAUAAUAUUCUUUACUACAUCACCCAUCAUUGCCCUAUGAAGCUCCAUAUGUUAUCUUACACCGUUUAAUUUUGUGAGGGCUAACAGUAAUGUUAAGAACAAUGGAUCCACUCCAGUUCUUUAGGUGAUGGACUUUUUGUGCUUUCUUGGAAUAAUUAAAGAUUAAUUUUAGUGUUUCUUGAUAUUUGUUAUUCCAUAAAAGUCGAUUUAACAAUUAAGAAAAUCCAAUACAAUGCCAUGCACACAACUGUUAAUAAAGAGUCCAUAUCAGUGUGAA
Bufo gargarizans (Asiatic toad) is the source of this 3113-nucleotide messenger RNA. RefSeq names its product PDZ domain containing 3 (gene NHERF4). The record is from RefSeq and is a predicted model, not a curated record. Gene Ontology annotation, cellular component: apical plasma membrane. The transcript is spliced from 10 exons. NCBI's taxonomy places the organism in Eukaryota, Metazoa, Chordata, Amphibia, Anura, Bufonidae. Bases 169 to 1407 code for a protein of 412 amino acids. Gene Ontology annotation, biological process: protein localization to plasma membrane. Gene Ontology annotation, molecular function: protein-membrane adaptor activity; signaling receptor binding.